This is a messenger RNA of Dromiciops gliroides (monito del monte), 2048 nucleotides long. RefSeq names its product migration and invasion inhibitory protein (gene MIIP). The transcript has 10 exons. Lineage: Eukaryota; Metazoa; Chordata; Mammalia; Microbiotheria; Microbiotheriidae. Bases 182 to 1624 code for a protein of 480 amino acids. Gene Ontology annotation, biological process: negative regulation of cell migration; negative regulation of G2/M transition of mitotic cell cycle. The record is from RefSeq and is a predicted model, not a curated record.
GGAUUGGCUGAGGCCUCCUGUGCGCCGGAAGGAGCCACCCGCAGCCAGCAUAGAGCACGUGGUCCCUGCCCUCCGGGCGCCUCCAGUCUAGCCCGAUAGACUUGGUAGGGGGCUGCCCAGCGUGGAAAGAGCUCUGGACUAGGCGGGCGGUGCGGCAGAAACUCCGGACAGCACAUUCGAGAUGCCAGAGUCUGAGGAUUUGACCCAGCUUCGGGAAAUGAAUCUCCAGCUCCUCCGGCAGCUGCGGCUGGGGCAGGAGGAGAUCCGGAAGUCUGUGGCCUGGGCCAGGGGGGCAGCCCAGCAGUUCCCAAAGCCCAGGAAUGAGGAGGGGAGCAGCCUCCACACACCCGAGGCCUGGUGCAGCAAAGAUAAAGAGACCACGGUGCCAACUGAACCUCCCAGACAGUCAGUCCCCGGCCCAGCCCCUGGCACCACCACUGGGGAUGAAGUCUCAGAGCAAGAACAAAAGGGGAGCAGCCAAGAGCCAGCCCCAGAGGGUAUCGUGGCUGCCAUUGAGACUGUGCAGAGUGUGUCUCCCGCCAAGUCCCCUUCUUCCAGCCAGCCCCAGGGUCAGGAGUCCAAGGACUACCGGAAGCCCAAUUCCAGACCCACUCUAAGCUUGCCAUCUUCCCCUGAGGCUUUGGGCUUGAGGCCCAUGAUCGAUCCCCUAAUGUUCGGGGUCCAGAGGUCAUCCCUUGAAACAGAAGGCCUGGGAGGCCUGAGGUCCAACCUAACCACUCAGCAGUGGCAGAAGUUCAAGGCCUCGCAGGUGCCUCCCUGGUUUGGUUCUCAGUCCAUCACCCCGAAGCUCCGCUGGCUCCCCACCUCUGCCACCCUGCCCAGCGGACAGCUGCCCUACUGGCCGUACCAUAAGGAUGUUCGGGUUCCUGACGAGAGCUGGCGGAUGAAGCCUUACUUAGGCUAUGACGUGAUUGCAGGGUUGCUGGACACGGCUUCUCCUGUCACCCAUAAAUCUGAAAACUACUUCUCUGAACUUCAGGAUUUUCGGAAGGCUAAUAAGGAAGAAUGUAUUUCCAGAUACCCAGAGCUGGAACCUCUGGACCUAUCCUCUUCUACUAGAAACAAGCAGACCCCGGAUUCCCAUCAGUGUUUACAUUGUUACCGAGUCAACCAGCGUCUGUUCACAGUUCCCCUGCAUCCACGAGCCUCCUGCCCUGUGUGUAAAACCUCCCGCGGCCAGAAGGGGCCAGAGACCCUGGAUCGCCCCGCCCAGAUCAGAGUGAGUGUCCCCUUCUCAACCUUCCUGCCACCCCACCAGUACCCCAUUCAUCGACGAAAAAGCUUCGAUGCCUCUGACACCAUGGCCUUGCCCCGGCACUGCAUGAUGGGCUGGGACAACAUCCCUGUGCCGGCAGCCAGCAGUUCUGCCCUUAGCAGCCUGGACCUCAGGACCUCCUUAGACCCCAGUGCUCAGCAGACAGAGCCCUUAAGUCACUCCCGUUCGUCUAAGGUUUCAAGCUGGAGCUGGUCAGACCCGCUGCUCUCCAUGUCUCGAACCACGCAAUUCCAGCUGAGCAACUUUGCUGAGCGCUACUGGUCGGGUGGCAGGCGUUUCCCCCGGCCGGCCGUGAGGGCUCAUCCUGUCCCCAGCCCCGCCCUGUAGGUGGGAAGGGCCCUGGCCUUCAGGAGGAACAGGCCGGGAUUCCCCCAUCUUCGCCCCUCAUUCUCCUUCGGCCAGACUCCCAGGCUGGGAUUGUUCUGCCCACCCUCAGAAAGAGGCAUUCCCCACACUCUGUGGGGAAGACCACGGGACCCACUGUGGGAACUGCCCCUCUGGGAAGGUGCUGGCAGACUGUGGGGUGGGCUUGGGACUCAGGCCUACGCGGCCCCUGAGCCGCCAUGAGGACAGAGGCAGCGGCUGGGGCCUUUUAGAAAAUAAAACUGUGACAUCUCCCAGGGGCUUUGGCCUUCCUCCUUCUCACACAGAACUUGCAGGACUUGCCUCACAAAGUCAGUCCAUUAGCACCAAGACUCCAGAGUGGCCUCCCAGACUGACUGGGCUGCCUCACACUUGUGGGUUGUCUCAG